AUGCUCGACGACGAAAACCCCAGCGAUCGCGACGUGGGUCCCGGCCCCUAUCCGCAAAAUUUCCAUCACCAGCCUCUUUCCCCGCACCAGCAAAUACCUAUGGGUAUGCAGGGUCAGCCACCAAUGCAGCAGAUGCAACCCAUGCAGCAAAUGCAGCCUAUGCAACCAAUGCACCCACCGUCGGCCUCACAAGCCAUGGAUCCGAACAAUCCAGCGUAUCCAGGGAUGCAGCCUGGCUUCGAUCCUUACGAUCCUAUGUUAGACGCCGAUCCGUUUGGCCUCUCCGCCAGCAUGCAUUUCCCCACCCAAUUUACCUUUCAAGAGAGUUCGAUGAGACGGUGA
Messenger RNA from Letharia columbiana, 342 nucleotides. RefSeq lists its product as uncharacterized. The record is from RefSeq and is a predicted model, not a curated record. Lineage: Eukaryota; Fungi; Ascomycota; Lecanoromycetes; Lecanorales; Parmeliaceae. Bases 1 to 342 code for a protein of 113 amino acids. The transcript has a single exon.